This is a messenger RNA of Seriola aureovittata, 902 nucleotides long. RefSeq names its product PYD and CARD domain containing (gene pycard). NCBI's taxonomy places the organism in Eukaryota, Metazoa, Chordata, Actinopteri, Carangiformes, Carangidae. Gene Ontology annotation, biological process: regulation of apoptotic process. Bases 199 to 858 code for a protein of 219 amino acids. The transcript is spliced from 5 exons. The record is from RefSeq and is a predicted model, not a curated record.
ACAGAGCAGGACUUCCUGUAACCGAAGUCAACUUGCAAACAUCUGUUUCAGGGCACUGAAGGAGCCGAGAGAAGAAAUGUUGGAGGAUUUUAAACUUUGAUAUGUUGUCAGACCUUCACAAACUGAAACAACCGGACAAACAGGAAGGCGGAGAGAGAGAAACCCGCUGCUUAAUCCUCAGCUGCAGCAGCAAAUACCAUGGCAGAAAGUACCACGGCAGAAAGUACCACGGCAGAAAGUACCACGGCAGAAGAUACCACGGCAGAGCACUUUGUGGAUAAACAUCGAGCGCAGCUGAUCUGGAGCGUGACCAACAUUAAACCAGUUUUAGAUGGACUCCUCUCAUGUGAUGUCAUCAAUAACAAAAGUUAUGAUGAAAUCAUGUCUAUCUCCGGCUCUAUGCAGAAGAUGAGAGCGCUCUUUAAUCGGCAUUUGGAUUCCAGUGGAGAUCUAGGGAAAAAUAUUUUAUUCACCAUCCUUGAAGCACAUGAGCCAGUUCUAAUGACUGACCUGAAGAGGAAGGAGCUUGAGAACAUCGCAGCAGUAACAACGAUAACUAAGACGCUUUUUGAAAAGCUGAAUAAAUUGAGUUCUGAGGAGCUUGAUGAAUUCAAAUUUCUCAUUGAACUUGAGGAAGGUUUUAAACUCGGCUCAAUGAGUCAAGUGGCAAGCACACAGGACGUAGUGGAGCUGAUGGUCAAGAGGAACCGACAAGACUGUUUGGAGGUGACCAACAAGGUUUUAAAGAAGAUGGACAGGACUGAUCUGGUGCACGGCUCAGCUCCCAUCAGCUCAGCAACCAAAGACAUACAGCGGCCUGCACUGAUCCAGAGAGUGAGUAAUGUCACAUCAGUCUGACUUUACACACUACAGCUUUUAUUAUGAAAGACGAUACAAACUGA